This is a messenger RNA of Toxoplasma gondii ME49, 3198 nucleotides long. RefSeq lists its product as hypothetical. Bases 432 to 2909 code for a protein of 825 amino acids. Gene Ontology annotation, molecular function: methyltransferase activity. The record is from RefSeq and is a predicted model, not a curated record. The transcript has a single exon. NCBI's taxonomy places the organism in Eukaryota, Apicomplexa, Conoidasida, Eucoccidiorida, Sarcocystidae. Gene Ontology annotation, biological process: RNA methylation.
AGAAGUAGAGGUAAGUCCAGGUGUUACGGCUGGCCAGGGUGCGUGAAUAACGCAUCUGAAGCAGGCGAUGGGAGGAGUACCUGCCACAUCCAGCACUUGUACGUUGAAUAACUCGUCGACGAGUUCCGCUUGCAUGCAGUUUACCCGCCCCAUCACAAACAAAGGGCUCAGUCGGUGGUUGCCACAACCCUUGGCAGUCGCUAUUGCCCCUUUAAUGUUACUGGCAGGGAAACCUGCCUACAACGUGCGCGAGGAUGUGGCGAAAAAACUCUCCCCACUCCUGGUUUGUGGUUCUUCGCGCCGUCUAUGAUUCGAGUGUCGGGGGAGCUGGCUGGUUGUUGGAGAUGGCUGCAAGUUACUCCCAUAAGCAAACUGCGGCGGACUGUAGCUGGCUUCUGUGAGCUUUGAGAAAGUAGCGCUGACGGCUACCAAUGGAGGCCUCCCGUGAGCCUCACAGGUCAAGUGGCGUCGCGGUUGAGAGUCGCCCGUUCUCCCAGCAGCUGCCACAAGAUUUCGCUGCCUACCUGAAGCGAAACAACGUCGAUAUUUCUUCGUAUGACUCCCCUUUGGAAAUCCCCCGCUGCUUUGCUGUCCUCUAUCCUGUGCCUGCACUCACGCGCACUGCAGUGGCGACAGUCCAGGAAAUCUUAAGGAACGGGGGCGGACCCGCCGCCUCGCUCGUGAAGCUGCUGUAUUCUGCGGCGGUGGCUUCAGACAGAGUCGUCCGUGGCGCUGUGCCCUGUGUUGUACAUGAGUCUUUUGUACCUGCUGUACGAGCAAAAGACUGUGUGUUUCAUUCACUUGAUGCUUGCCGCCGAUCCCGGAUUGAAGCGGUUACCUCGCGAGAGGAGCCAGACUUCGAAGCUUCUUCCAUCCAGCGACCAGAAACAACUCAGAGCAGGCGGCAAUUGCCUCCUUUCGAUCGGUACAUCUCUUCUCUUUUGUCUUGCAUCCAGACGGAACUCAACCUACCACUUCCACCUUCGCCGGUGCCGUGGCUGCUCCCAAACUGCCUCGGCAGAGGGGACAGCCUAAGCUUUUCAGGAAAUGCGGCGCUCCUUCCGUCCUUUCCGUUAAUUUUUGCUCUUCCGCCUCAUGUGUCUCCUCGCAACUGCACUCCCUUCCGGCUCGGCCUGAUUCACCCCCUCGAUGCAGCAUCUGCUGCAGCUGCGGCUGCUCUGCGUCCCGAGCCAGGGGAUAUCGUGUGCGACCUUUGUUGCGCGCCUGGGAACAAACUGCUGCUUUUGGCCAACGCUGUUGCGGGCCUUCCGGCGGGCCGACCCAUCCCCUCGCGUGAGGCCAGGUGUUACCCGCAGCAGCUGUCAUGCCAGCCGGGAGUAGACGCUGGUGGUUUGGGCGACAGUGAGCAGCCGACCAGGCUCGCACAAGAGUCUCAGCAGCAGAAAUGCUCGGAACCUAAUUUUUUUAGCGCCAGGUAUGGCGGCAUGGUUGUCGGAGUGGAGGGUCGCCGACAUCGGGGAGACGUGUGUCGGCGCAUUGUUCGAAGACUUGGCGCCCGAAAUGUUCUUCUGGUGCUGCAGGAUGGCCGGUGUUUUACCGGCGGUUGUACGUGUUCGAACAACAAGACUGUCGAAUGUUUCGGAAGCUCGGAGGCACUCCAAAAGUUGAUGUUUGGUGAGCGCGGUCUCGACGAUGCUACGGACAAUGGUGACAGACGACCGUUAAGCGGUAACGCUAGCGGCAGACAGUCCUGCGGACACAACAGACCUUGGGGAGGCGGCCGUCUCUCGAGGCGAAAGGCGAGGAGACGGGAUGAAGCAGCUGAGGUGCCUUGCAUUGAUCUGCUUGCCGGACUCAAUAAUUUUAUAGAGUCCGACAGUGACACCGUGCCAGCAUCGGAUGGAACGCGGGAUGCGCUAGAAAAAGGAACAAGCCGGAGUGCUCCUCCGCCUAGCGCGGCAAACGAGGCUCAGAAUCAACCGUGCGCAGAAGCAAGCAAUCGCGAUUGUUUUGAGAAGUUCGACAAAGUGCUUGUGGACGUAGAGUGCACGCAUGAUGGCUCGCUGCGACAUAUGCAGAAGUUCGGGCGCCAGUGGCGUUGGGACGACUUCCGAAAGAAAAUGCAAAUGACAUCAUCAGCGUCAGCGCCGAAACUGGCUGGCAGUGGGGUAGAGCCAACCCGACGGGCAGGUGUGGACUAUGCUGAUAGUCAGGAAGUGGCUGAAGAACAGUCUCAGGACCCAUGUUCCACCCAGCUAGUUGCAAAUGACAACCCUGUCGGACCCGCGAAAUUCCCAGAAGAGAGCGGGAUUAUUUCUGCCGAAAGCGUCUCGGCAAGCCAGAGGUUGACCUCCGCAUCCGCGCACUCCACUGAAUAUUACAUGAAGCUUCGGCAGCGUCAGCGCCAACUGCUUCAGCGCGGUUUCGAGCUCCUCCGUCCAAAUGGACUGCUUGUCUACAGUACAUGCAGCAGGUGCGAGGAUCAGAAUGAGCAAAUUGUUCGGGAUUUCCUUAGGUGCAACGACACUGCUGUUUUGUAUCCGUUGCCAUGUCGGGGCUUACGAAACGCAGUGUCAGAAGAAAGUCCGCAAGUGUCGGAGCCACGUGAUGUCCAGCCGUCACAGAGUAGUACCACGUUUUGGGAGCGGUGUCAGCUUCUCAUGAAUGAGCAGGUGUCUGGUGAAUGGCCGGCUGUCCCGUCCAGCCUUUUCCUCGAUGAGAGUCUGCGACGGCACCCCGCAGCCUUUUCUUUUGAUGAUGUCAUCGGCGCAUCACGUAGAAAUGAGGGUCCAUUCCACAGCCUGGGGGGUGCGAAAAAAGGCUCUGCUGUUACGAAGCAGGAGGACUGCCGUAACUACCGCCCCUGUAGCUGUUACUUCGGGCCACAACAAAGCGGAACGAGUGGGCUGUUUCUCUGUUGCAUUACAAAGUUAUCCUGUCCACCCUAACGAACACGCUUGGCGCGUGACGAAGGCUUAUUACUGGAAGAGUCUUGACUUGGCGGGCGUUGUAGUCCUGUGAAUAUAAGCAUACUGCGGCGCGUGUGCCCGAGAUGUCUUGUUUGUCCACUCCGCUCGGUUGUCACCAAAAAAAACCUGAACCCAAGGUGCUGUUUUCGUUUUUACGUGGGUUCUCCAUUUCGAACGUCACCACGAAGUCAACCUCCCAGGCACGCACCUUAUCUUUACUCCUUGGCGCCGCAAGUAGAUGUGAACAAUAAAAAGAAGCGUGCAACUU